AUUUUAACCACCCACGCCCAAUUGUUGAUACACUUGUGAUUUCAUCUUCCUCUUGACACGCUCGCGUCCUGACAACCUCACCCAAUCAACCUAACCAACCCAAUCGGCUGUCAUCUUUUCCUGUACCUCGUUGGAUGCUUGUGCUGCCAUGAAGUGGUAGCGCCUACUCGCCUUCUCCCCGCUAUUGGCAGACGCCGUCAUGGACGACACCCACCAGCUCAGCCUCACUCUCGCUCCAUCACCUGAGGCCAUCAUGACAGUUCGCCCUGGCACUCUGGAUGAUCUCGACGUCCUUGUCAACCUUGGCCUUGCCGCCAUGCCCAUGGAUCCCCAGUGGGACUACCGCUAUCCCCAUCGCGCCGAGUACCCCCAAGAGCACCGCGAAUGCACUGCCCAACGCUGGGAGCGCUUCUUCCACCCUGACCCGUCUGGUGGUGAAUGGGCCGUCUAUUUGGUUGAUUAUGUCCCCAAGGAUAGGGAUACCGACAGCGACAACAACAACAACAACAACAACAACAACAACAACUCUCCCGAGACUGUGACUGAGACUGAGAGAGAGACGGAGAAGGAGAUGGACACGGGGAGGGAACUGGAGCCGGUCACCAUAUCCUUCUCCGUCUGGCACUUCCCUGAUCAUCUCCACGAUGCCCUCGGGCACAAGCAACGCAACGAGCAGUUCGUCUUGACCGAAACCCUUGCCUGCAAGAACCGCCAUGAUUGGGAUCCCCGACACAUGCAGGCCUGGCGCGAAGCCAUCCGCGCCGCCGCAAGGGAUAAGUUCGACGCCAGAUACGGCCAGCAACAGGCGCACCUGCAGAUUCUCGGCACCCACCCGCAGUACCAGAGGAUGGGGGCCGCCUCGAGUCUUCUGCGCUGGGGAAUACGCGAGGCUGGCCAUCACGGGCUGCCCGUGACUCUGUUUGCGUCGUCCAUGGGCCGGCCGCUGUAUAGGAGCUUCGGCUUUGAAGAAAGAGGUGCCGUCAAGGUCCAGGUCGAGGGUGAGGAGGAGAGCGUUGUUGUUGAGGCCAUGGCUUUGGAGUUGACCGAGGAUCAAAAAUCGGACAAGUAGUGGCACUUGCAGAGACCCUCGCACAGAGUAAU
This is a messenger RNA of Ilyonectria robusta, 1101 nucleotides long. RefSeq lists its product as uncharacterized. The transcript is spliced from 2 exons. The coding region runs from base 200 to 1069 and encodes 289 amino acids. The record is from RefSeq and is a predicted model, not a curated record. Gene Ontology annotation, molecular function: acyltransferase activity, transferring groups other than amino-acyl groups. Lineage: Eukaryota; Fungi; Ascomycota; Sordariomycetes; Hypocreales; Nectriaceae.